AUGGGAAUGAAUGCAAAUCAGCUACUCUCUGUCUCCUGCCUACUCGUUUUGGCUAGUUGUUGCAAUGGUGGCAAAAUCUUAGUGUUUCCUGAAGAUGGCAGCCACUGGGUUAACAUGCAGGUCAUACUCAAGGAGCUGCAUGGCCGAGGUCACAGUCUUACCGUGGUGCGAUCUUCGAGGAGCUGGUUCAUUCAGAAUAACUCCCCACUUUACACCUUUAUUACAGUUAACAUCACUCAGACAGAUGAUGCUAGCUCUGGGUUUGUUGAAAGCUUGAUGCAGAGAUCUCUUUCUGUACACAGGAUGACACCAAUUCUGCGAUUUCUUGAACAGCAGAAGGAUGUGACAACCGUGUUAAAGAUAUUUCACAGUGGAGCUCUUAGUCUUAUUUCUACCAUGUUGGAUGACUCCUUACUUAUGGGACAGCUAAAGAAUGCUUCGUUUGACCUACUGCUAACUGACCCUGCUUUUCCUGCAGGGGUUAUUUUGGCCCACUACCUCCAUUUACCAAUGGUGUAUAAUGUACGCUGGCUCAAUGCAGGAGAUGCUCAUAUGGCCAUAGCACCAUCACCACCAUCGCAUGUUCCUAUGUACAACUCGGUUUUCAACAGCAGAAUGAACUUCCUGCAGAGAACUGAGAACUUCCUUCGAUACCUAGCCAGCAUGUUCCAGGAGCGCUUUGUAAUUGUCCCUAUUUAUGAAGAAUUGCUCAAAAAGCACUUUCCAUCAGGAUCAGAUCUCUUAACGAUGCAGCGUUCAGCAGACAUUUGGUUAAUGCGUGUUGACUUUAUUUUCGAGUUCCCAAGACCUAGCAUGCCUAAUAUAGUCCAUAUAGGUGGAUUCCAUUGUCACCCUGCCCAGUCCCUCCCUGCAGAGUUGGAAGAUUUUAUUAACAGUUCUGGAGAACAUGGGGUGGUGGUUAUGUCCCUGGGAGUUAUGAUCACUGCACUUCCCAAAGAAAUUACAGAAGCAAUUGCUGCUGCCUUUGCUAAGCUACCGCAAAAGGUCUUAUGGAGGUAUGUAGGUGAGCGGCCAUCAUCUUUGGGUAACAACACCAUGCUACUUAAAUGGCUUCCUCAAAAUGAUCUCCUGGGUCAUCCAAAGACUUGCGCAUUUGUGUCUCAUGGCGGUACCAAUGGAAUAUAUGAAGCUAUCUACCAUGGGGUCCCUGUGUUGGUUUUGCCACUGCUCUUUGACCAGUUUGACAAUGCAGUUCGACUAGAAGUUCGAGGAGCUGCUAGAGUGCUUGAUGCUGGUAUAUUAACAUCAGAAGAUUUUCUCAACAGCAUCAAGGAUGUCAUUGAAAAUCCAUCGUACAGAAGAAGCAUGCAGAAGCUCUCAGAACUUCAUCGUGAUCAGCCUCUUUCACCUUUACACAGUGCCACUUACUGGAUUGAGUAUGUUAUUAGGCACAAAGGAGCACGACACCUAUAUUCAGAAGCAAACAGUCUACCGUGGUAUUCAUACCACAGUCUUGAUGCAUUAUGUUUUUUGUUAGUCAUAAUUAUAGUUCCAAUCUGGGCAUCAGUAAUUCUCUGUAGACUGUUUUGUUGUACAUCUAAAAGAAAGCAGAAAAUAGAUUGA
Molecule: messenger RNA, 1584 nt
Organism: Trichomycterus rosablanca
Lineage: Eukaryota; Metazoa; Chordata; Actinopteri; Siluriformes; Trichomycteridae
Gene: ugt5g1
Product: UDP glucuronosyltransferase 5 family, polypeptide G1
Exons: 1
Coding region: 1-1584 (527 amino acids)
Molecular function (GO): UDP-glycosyltransferase activity
Source: RefSeq, a predicted model, not a curated record